This is a messenger RNA of Drosophila erecta, 2577 nucleotides long. RefSeq names its product katanin p60 ATPase-containing subunit A1 (gene kat-60L1). Gene Ontology annotation, molecular function: ATP hydrolysis activity; ATP binding; microtubule binding. The transcript is spliced from 5 exons. Lineage: Eukaryota; Metazoa; Arthropoda; Insecta; Diptera; Drosophilidae. The record is from RefSeq and is a predicted model, not a curated record. Gene Ontology annotation, biological process: microtubule severing. Gene Ontology annotation, cellular component: microtubule cytoskeleton. The coding region runs from base 222 to 2234 and encodes 670 amino acids.
CAGUCGAGUGGUCAGUUUCAGUUGGUCUACAACCCUCGAGUUGUCAGGUGGAAGCUCGCCUAGUCGCGUCGCGUUUUCGAACUCCUAGUGGGAGCCAAUCGAAGACUCCGGGCGCAGACUGUCAGGGAGCAAAGUUUUCGCCCGAACAUAUCCGCGUGUGUUUUCAAAUUCAAAGUGAAGUGUUUGUCUCGUCCUUAAGUGUCUGACUCUGGGACCGCGCCAUGUUCAACACCAGUGCCCAGAAUUGGUUCGGCAUGGGCCAGGCAUCCGUGGAUCCGAGCGGCGGAGUGGCCCAGCUGCUCAACAACACUUCGAGUCUCUACAAUCAGCAGCAGCAGGCGGCGCCGCAUUCCUUCAUGCGCCAGCGAUCGCUGACCAGUUCCAAUCCCGCCCUGGAGCGCUCAAACGCUUUAGCCACGCGGCCCCAGUCGCCGCCCAACGUCCAGGUUGAGUACGAGGUGGCGGUACCCUUCGUAUCCACCUACCGGCACACCCCGUACCACUCCCUCUGGGAUCUGCACCAGUGCUCAUCCACACCGCCGACAAGCCUUUCGCACAUGGCCCGGAUGAUGGACUCUCUGAUCCUGGACUCGCUGUCCCCGUUUGCCUUCACAAAGAUCACGGCCACCAGUCGACCAUCUCGGAACGCCAGCUUGAAGAAGAGCUCGGAUGGCGGACACUCCUCGACAGCGGAGCGCCACCGGCCUAUCAACAACCUGGGCUCGAAUGCACCUGGAGGAUUGGGCAUUGGCGGAAGUGUCCCGUUGCGCAGCAAACAGCGGCUACCCACGCAAGUUUCCGCCGCAGAAGUGGCACCCCAACCCCGAGCCAAUCAGACGGCCCAGAUGCCAUUUCCAUCGCAGCAGCAGGAUAAUCGCUGGGUGUCCUCCCUGCGCCGUCGGGAUCCCGAGCUGCAGCCCACACUACCCUCCAUCAACAGCAAUGCGAACAGCAGCAGCCUUAGCCAGAGCCACCACGGAAGUGCCGGGAACGUGGGAUUGGCGGGAGCAGGAGCACCUACACCGGCCGUCAGCAUGGGCGCGAUGCGCUUGGGGCGACCAGCAAGGGCCUCCGCCAUGACCGCCGCCUUGCGGAAGAGCAGAUCCGUGGAGCGUCUGCGGGCCAGAAAGCUGAGCACAAACACCCAGCUUAACUUGAAGCACAAGCCGGUUAAGAAGAACUCGCUGGACGAAAACUCCAACUCGGAUGACCAAGACGCCACUACAUCUCUGGAGGACAACUCGCAUGCCCAGUCCCUAGCCACCAGUCACAACACGCCCAAGUGCUCGCCCAAGACCAAGGCCAAGCACUUCUCGCCCUUGGGCUACGAGGUCCAUCUGGUGGACACCCUGGAGAAGGACAUCCUGCAGCGGCAUCCGUGCAUCAAGUGGACCGAUGUAGCUGGGCUCAACGAGGCCAAGACAAUACUCCAGGAAGCAGUGGUGCUUCCGGUAAUCAUGCCGGAGUUCUUCAAGGGAAUCCGCCGACCGUGGCGUGGAGUUUUGAUGGUCGGUCCGCCGGGAACAGGCAAAACAAUGCUGGCCAAGGCGGUGGCCACAGAAUGCGGAACCACCUUCUUUAACGUAUCGUCCUCUACCCUUACCUCCAAGUACCGAGGAGAGAGCGAGAAGCUGGUGCGGCUCCUGUUUGAGAUGGCUCGCUUUUAUGCGCCCAGCACCAUUUUUAUCGACGAGAUCGACGCCCUAUGCGCCUCCAGGGGCAGUGAUUCGGAGCACGAAGCCAGUCGACGGUUCAAGGCCGAGCUGCUCAUCCAGAUGGACGGACUAAACGCGAGCAUGCAGGAGGAGAAGGUUAUCAUGGUGCUGGCGGCCACCAAUCACCCGUGGGACAUCGAUGAGGCCUUCCGGAGACGUUUUGAAAAGCGAAUCUAUAUUCCUCUCCCAAACGAGGACACCCGAUCGGCUCUGCUCAAGCUCUGUCUGAAGGACGUAUGCUUGUCGCCUAGUCUGAACACAGGAAUGAUCGGCGACGAACUGCAGGGCUACUCGGGGUCGGACAUAAGUAACGUAUGCCGUGACGCCUCAAUGAUGGCCAUGCGGCGUCUUAUUUCCGGACGCACUCCCGAUCAGAUUAAGCAGAUCCGCCGCGAGGAGGUGGACCAGCCGAUUACUUUGCAGGACUUCCAGGACGCCCGUCUGCGCACCAAAAAGUCUGUGUCUGCCGACGACGUUACCCGCUUCGAAAAGUGGAUGGAGGAAUAUGGGUCUUGCUAGUUGUACGGGCUGUUGGCCCAGCACCCUUGAUUCUAUCCCAUGUGUACUUCCAAGUCCCGAUCGCAAUAUUUUUUGUAACCUGUAUAAAUCGUACUUGUUAGCCGUAUAUAUAUACGCUUAUUUGCUCAAGUGCCCCACGCCCAGCAUUGCUCCUCUAUGUACGUGCACACGGUAAUCUGAUAUCUUAUAAAUACAUAAUAUAUACAAUAAAAACAUAUGUAAUUUUUAAUAUUUAUUCAAAAGAAUCCUACCAUAGGCUUAUAGCAACAUAAUGUAUUUUGUAAUCAGCAUAUUUGAAAACAGAGAAACGAAAUAAAUUAAUCAACACCCUUUGGAUCCACAG